ACCGCCGUACGUCAAGGCGUAGCCCGAAGCAGGUGGACUCGAGCCCCGGAAGUGAGAUGCACCUCGGUCCUAAAGAUGGUGCCUUCCUCAGCGUAGAGUCGGAUAAACCCAAAGAAAUGCGAAUUAAAAGAUAAUUUCUCAGUGGGAUGAUAAAAUAUCUAGUUAUUGAAUGCCUGCUGACUGUGAGAGAUUAAUAAACUGCCGCUGAAGGAAAGUAAGAUGGAUUUUAGCAGAGCCGACGGAGGCUCUUACACGGUGAGACACAAAAACAGUUGUUGAGCUUUUAAUCGUCUGUGUACUUCAUUUUUUGUCUUAUUUUAGCCAUUAAACUGCUAUUUCAAGUGUCUAUUCAGUUUACGUUUAACAUUCAAUAUGGCACUUAACCCGUACAGAUAAGAUUUUAAAGUGCAGAUGGGUCGAAGUUUACUAGGAAGUGGUAAACAAAGACACACAAAAGACGUGUUUGUUUAUGAGCUGGAUUACACUAUUGUGUGACAGGACUCUAAGGUAACCUAACUUUAUUGAUUUAAUGAUCUGUUUCUAUUCAGGAUAAUCUCAUCGGGACUUUAUUGGCUAUUUUUGGGAACUUGCUCGUCAGCAUCUCUUUAACAAUUCAGGUAAGAAUCACCUCAGUAUCCUCUAAUGUAUAUUUUAGUGCCACAUUUGUCACAUAAGCAUUUUUAUUUGUGUUUAGAUUUGAGUUUUACCGCUGAACUCUAAAUUUGUCAUGUCUAAUUAGAUGUCUGUGCUUGUCAUAUUGUUAGAAUAACCCUUUAUUGAACAGUAUUUCUUAUCAGUCUUCAAUAUGACCUGAUACUAUUACAAUGUUCCCUCUCAGUCAUUAAAUCUGUAAUUGUAUUCGUCUAAAGCCCAUCCUUACUGCAAAACCUUUUUUUCUGCAUAUGUUUGGUUAAGGCCUCCUUAUUUUGUUUGCUUUGCUUUACUUACUUCUGCUGUAGUCUUUGUGUUUACCCUUGUCAUUGUGUCUUUCUCUCUCAGAAAUACAGCCACGUGACAUUAGCAGGAACCAAGGACUCGCGUGCCUUUUACUGCACCAAAACCUGGUGGUGUGGUUUCGUGCUGACCUGUCUCGGAGAGGGGGCAAACUUUGUCUCUUAUGCCUUCGCUCCCCUGGCUCUCGUAGCACCUCUUAAUGCUGUGUCUGUCCUUUGUGAGUGUUUGGUUAAUGUCCUGUUAUGUUUUUGUGUCAGCUUUUUUGGAAAUAGAUACAGUUAUAAUCAUUGAAACAAUAUCUGUGUAAACAAAACCACUGAAAUGAUGGUUUAAAAAAAAAAAAAAAAGGGUGUUUGCAAAAGACAUUUUUUGUGAACAGUUUCCUCUUUUCUUUGUUUUUCAGCAAGCUCAAUUUUGGGCCUCAUUUUUAUACGAGAAAAAUCCAAGCCCAAGGACUUUGCAAGUAAGUUUAGCGUAUAGCUGUCAGUAAUGAUAGGAGUGCAGUAGCACUUACACUUACAUGUACAGUAUAUCAAGCUUAUGCCAUUGUAUUGAAAUCUGUUAUCAACCUGAUUCAGAAAUGAUGUCAGUCAAAUAUGUAGUUUUAACUUUGAAAGGGAAAGUAUGUGUCAGUUACAACAAGGAUGUGAUUUUUUUCCAUAUAGUUUUCAUGUUGUGUUGAAUGUCCUAACAUAUUUAUCUCUGCUUGGCUUUUCAAUGUUAUUUCAGAGCGUUUUGGACUGUCCGUCCUCGGAGUCAUCCUCACCAUAGGAGGAACAUAUCUCUUUGUAGCAUUUGGCCCAAACUCUCAUGAGAAACUCAAAGCUGAAAACAUUGUGAAGCACAUUGUAGGAUGGCCCGUACUCUUGUACCUGGUGAGUUCAUUUUAAUACACCACCACUGAGUACAUGAACUGAAAUGAAACUGCUGAGUCAGAUGUUGCUGCCAAACAAUAAUAGAGAUUGUGUUUAAAAAUGGGAACUGGUCCCCUUUUGCAUCCUUUUCCUUCAUUGUCUUAAAUGUCUCUUCACCUUGUGUACGUGUGAGUCUUUACCGACACAUUCAGGUAGUUGCUGUUCAACAGUGCCAAUAAUUAUAAAAGCACAAGUGAGUCAGAUCAGGUGGAAUCAGCAGCCAGAGUCUAAGAAACACCGCAGCAUUAUUAACAUUUAAAGAGAGAGACAAAGAAAGGUUGUCUGGUCCCACCCUGAAUUUCUGCUGCAUUAGUCACAGACAUAGCAUCUUUAUUUAAACUGGCAAAAGGUAAAAGCCUCUAAGACAAUAACUUAAUGCAGUAUGCCAAAUAAUUAAUAACUGCAUUUGCAAAGUGGAACAGAGUUUAUAAUUAAAAGGAACUGUGAAUUUCAGCUGAGAGACACUAUGUGAGAUAUUUCCUUUUCAACAAUAUAAGAUGCAGCGAUUAAACUGAGCUUAAAUAAACUGGUACGCCUUGCAGAGCUGCAGUAUAGAAUCUUCUACUUGUGUUUGUUUUUUCUGUUAACUAUAUCUUCUUCUUAUAGUGCUUGUUUUGUUUCACCUAAUGUAAAUAUCUGAUCCUUCACCUAUUAUAUCUCAUAAUUAUUCGCCUCUAGCUUUAUGAUUAUUUGAGCUGUUAUUGGAUCUGUCAGUCACUGCCAAGCUUACUUGUGUAUUUUACUUUGUUGAUAUAAUAUUUAUAAGGUGUUAACUUCUGGUUUUAUUUUCACUGACAGCUCCUGGAGAUCAUCACAUUCUGCCUGCUGUUGUAUUUCUAUAAACAGCACCGUGCUAACUACCUCGUUGUUAUUCUGAUGCUGGUCGCUCUGCUGGGUGAGUCUCUGGCAUCAAAGCUGUUCAAUUCUGUGAUUUAUGUGAAAUGGAGUAUCUGCAAUACAUUUUCAAAAUGCAUUGUCAUAUUUUAUGCUCCAAGAGUACCUCAGCUCUGUUUGCUCUGUGUUUAACCGAACAUACUUCAUUGGUUCACAGGUUCGGUCACAGUCAUCACAGUGAAGGCGGUGUCAGGUAUGCUGGUUCUCACCUUUGAGGGCACGAUGCAGCUGGACUACCCAAUCUUUUCUGUCAUGUUUGUGUGCAUGGUGGCUUCAGUGAUCUUCCAGGCCAGGUGAGUGGAAGCGACGUUGCAGUUUCCUGAAAUCAGCAAAGAGUUUGGUUUGCACAGUGCUUUUCGCCUUAACUCCUACAUUGUUUAUGUUUUCAUGUCUGAUUUGUCCUCUUUAGAUUUCUGUCCCAUGCUUGUAAACUGUAUGACUCCUGUCUGAUCGCCAGUGUCAACUACAUCCUUUCCACUAUCUUGGCUGUUGUAGCAGGUGAGUCAUGAUAUUCUUGGCUGAUGAUUUUAAUUGUGCCUGGAUUGACAGGCAAAUUCAAAACGCUGCUCGGCACACCGGACAAAGAGGAGCGCUCUGGGGUCUCAUUAACGGGCUGCUUUGCUCAUUCCUGAUGCCUCUGCAGUCACAACAUAGAACCUUCUUCUCUUCUGGUUUCAGGAGCUGUGUUUUACUUGGAGUUUAAGAAUGAAGAUGUCCUUCAUAUAUGCAUGUACUUGUUGGGGUGAGUGUAAAACCAUCAUGGGUCUUUUCAGACAAAAACAUUUUGAGGUACAAGAUACAAAAUUGACAACAGCUGACUUGUAUUUAUCUGUGCCAGUUUUAAAGUCCUGGUAAUGUUUAUGUUGUUAACUGUUUAGGCUUAUAAUGUUAUUGUAGAGCCACAAUCAAUCAUAGAAAACAAGCAUUUGACAAGGACUUAAAGUAACUUGCAGUGAAAUAUAAAAAAAAAAAACUUGCAAUAUUUUCUCGUUUCCUUUUGUGUUUUGUACAGAACUGCAUUCUGUUUCCUGGGGGUCUUUCUCAUUACCAAAAACAGGAAAAAGAGCAAAUCCUUUGAGCCGUAUGUCACCAUGGAUAUGGCAAAUGGUUUGUUUUAACUUUACAUUUCUAAUUUAAGAUGUUUAUAUUGAUGUGUUUCCAUUUUGACUUACUUGAACUUCAUCUGUUCUGUCCUGUGCUCUCAACCCAGGUGUCCCAGUCAUCCAUGAUAAAGGCCUGGUUGUUCAGCCGGAUUUUAAUGGAUCAUUCUCCUAUGGAGCUCUGGUCAACAACGAUGGAGUGGCUCCUGCUGCUCUGCCGGUCAAACUGGCGCAACCACCUGUCAGAUCCAGAUCCCCUGAUGCAUCCCACAGCCAGCCUGGCCUAAAGACAGACUAAACGUUUUAUUUUAACAGUUUUUUGAAAGCAUUCAAGGACUUUGAAAGGCCAAGAUGUUUUAUUUUGCACAAGACCAACCUUCAUCCCAGUAGCAGGUGUCCACUGGGUGUUUGAGCUGUCCUCUCACUCUGCCUUAAUCUCCUGUCUUCACACUUUUAACUUUUUCUAAUACCUUUGAUAAGCAUUACUUUUUUUGAGAAGAUGUCAGUUGUAUUCACUCCAAAAAUGUACAUAAGAAACUGGAAUAAACAUGGACUCACAGGCACGGCCUCAGUGGUAGGACAGUGGAUAGAGACAGUGUUGUGCCUUCAGGCAUACUGCCUUUACUCUGUAUUUACUCUGAGAUGUAAUCACUCACUUCCAUGGGUUUAAAGCAAUUUUGUUCCUAUUUUCUGUGAUGGGAAUACACAGUGAUCCGUUCUUCCAUUCAGGGUUGUUGUUGGGUCUUAAACAGAGAUAACUAUGUAAAAAUGUUAAAUAGUGUAGCUGCAGACUGUCUCAAAAGACUUGAAGUAUUACAGUGUGUCUCAUAGCAGGUUUCACUCCACAUUAUCCUGCCUGUUCAUGUUCUCAGAAUUACAUUGUAUUCAUUCUCUUUCUAUUGUGACCAAAUAACGGGUGAAGUUAUCUUAUUUAUUGUAAUUUAUGUGUACAUUUUAUUCAAGUGUGCCUUAAAUGAAGCUGUACACAGAAUAACAAGGGUGACGCAUCAUUGCAGCUUUGCAGUUGUAAAAGACAGAUGAAAGCUGUUGUUGCCUCAACUAUUAUUCUGUAAUCUUUGAUAGGAAACCUGAUGAAACUUAGAUUACUUAUUUAGAAAGGUAGUGACUUGCUUGUAUCAUAAAGCUACAAUUCAACAAUAAACUGUAAAUCUACUCCAGUGUGUAUAAGCUUUGUGUUUUGAUAGAAAAAUUUUAAUACUAUCCUGCUUAUGCUUUGAAAUUUUAUAGAAAAUUUGAACUCUAACAUUGCAGUUCUCACUGCUAAACAAGUGCAACAUCAGAAGCUGAAGAGAUCCUACAGGAAAAUAAAACAAAAUAUCUUCACAAUCCAUACUUUGUAAUUCCUUUGUAAUUCAAAUUUACACUCUCUCUACUUUAAAGCAACGUGUUUCCACGAUGUUAGAAAAAAGCAGGAACCUUUUCACAGUAUUUGUUAAAUCGUUUUUCUGUUUCUAUGGUGAAUGUGCGUGAGUUCAAUAAGUGUCAUUGUAAUUUAACUGAAGUCUGUCUCAUUAUAUGCCCUCUAAUAAAACCAGAACAGCUCUUGAAUCAUUUA
Messenger RNA from Xyrichtys novacula (pearly razorfish), 5438 nucleotides. Lineage: Eukaryota; Metazoa; Chordata; Actinopteri; Labriformes; Labridae. The record is from the annotation of a GenBank genome assembly.